AUGUGUUCACCAUCCUUUGGGGAAAUGUGAAAACCUCAGCAGUUCCCUUUAGUCAGAACAUCACAAGAAAAGAUGAAAGACGGCUUUUUCCUCUGCUGGUGCCUUGUGUUAUAUCUCCAUGGAUUGGUUUCUAUCCUUCCUUGUGCCUCCAUGAAAAGCCUUUCUGUUGAGGAGGGUGAAGACGUCGUUCUACAACUGGACCUGAAUGACAUCCGUCUCACUUCUGUCACCUGGGGCUAUGAAAAGUUCCUUAUUGCCACCACAAAACCAGGCCAGCCACUGGAGAUGGGAGAUCAUGGCUCUGACUAUACCGGGAGACUGGAUUCUAACUUAAAGGACGGCUCAUUAAUUAUCAAAUCUUUGUCUUCCAAAGACAUGCGGGUUUACCGAGCUGAAUUAUUUAACAGCCAAAAUAAAUACAUCUGUGCACAAAUAUAUGAUCUCAGGAUUAGCGGAAAUGGAGGAUUGUCUGCAAGAAUUGCAGAUUUUAAAGAAUCGUGUAAUGGCACAAAACAAAUAUUUCAGCGCCUUGGGGACACUGUUACUCUACAACUUCCCAGCCGUUCAGGAGUAGCAUUUAUUGUUUGGGAUAUUAAUAACAUCGAUCACCUAGCAACCACUAGGCCGGGUCAGAUAGAGCGUCAAAAUUAUUGCUACUCCGAGAGACUUUUUGUCACGACUGACGGAUCUUUACGGUUGUCCCGAAUAACCGCCAACGAUGAGCGGGUCUUCAGAGCAGAGCUUUAUACCAAUAACUGGGUCCACUGCUGCUCACAGUUUUUUUAAGUAAAGCUACAAAAAAAAAAUUCAACAAUGUCUUCUGUGAUCUAUCAGGCGUUGUCAGGUUGUGUUCUCCUGGUUGCUGUGCUUAUAUUACUCCACCACAUUAGGACGGAGUGUACAGCCAACUGAUGAAGGUUUUUUCCAAGCUGGUCUGAAGAAAAAAUGAAAAAAAAAAAACACACAAAUGAAGUUGUAGUUCAUUUAUGAAAUAUUAAAAAGGAAGCUG
Rana temporaria (common frog) is the source of this 1009-nucleotide messenger RNA. RefSeq lists its product as uncharacterized. The record is from RefSeq and is a predicted model, not a curated record. The coding region runs from base 73 to 786 and encodes 237 amino acids. Lineage: Eukaryota; Metazoa; Chordata; Amphibia; Anura; Ranidae. The transcript is spliced from 5 exons.